GGCGAUGCGCGUGCGCCGCGGGAAGCGCGGGUUUGUUUUGUAACGUCCCGGCGGGCUGAGGCGGGGGAGGCAGCGCCGGGAAGGCCUCAUUAACCCGGCCGGGGCUUACUUAUCGCUAUCAAUUUUAACUCUUGCCUGGUGAGAAGUGACAGGACCUGAGUGAGGGAGUGGCCUGAGGGGGUUUACAGCUAAUGAAACCCCGCCACACAUCUUCCAAUAAAAUGGGGAAACCAAGUGGUGGCAGAUCAGCAAAAAAUCCUUUAAAAUCACAAAAUCAGCAAGGGCCUUCCAGCAAAAAAAAGGGAGCAGAUGAACAAGGAAGAAAACAAAGUAAAAAAAGACAGCAGGAACCUCAGACAGGCAAAAGGAAAGUUAAGGAUCUGAAGGACUAUUCCCCUGCAGGAGAAAAUGGUUCUUCAAAAAAGGUGAAGCUGUCCAGUGCUACAAUAAGAUCUUGGCAGCCCCUCUCAGAGAACAGUAGGCUAUUCCUGGAAAAUAUAGUGGAUUCAGUAGUACUAUCUGUUUUGUCUCAACAGAGAGAGGAAAAAGAUGAUGUUCAGAAGCAUCUCAAUGUACUGAAAACCAGGGUGCUGGCAAGUUUCAAGACUUUAAAGGUGCCUCCAGGGAAGCUGGGCAACCUGAAGAAUAUCCUGGGCCUUCAAAUGGCAGAGAAACAAAUGCUUAAUACAAAUGAGGAGUCUUUGGUACAACUGCAGGAAGAAAUAACCGAAGCAGAGAGAUCAGCAGAGCGCAUUGAGGAAAAUAUACAGCAACUGCAGUACAAAAUCCAGGUGCUCAAGAGCCAGUUACAGAAAGAUGAAGAAAAUGCCAGGAAGGUAUUUCAGGAAAAUGGCAGUGGUGCACUCGAACUUCCAGAACUCCCCAAGUGCAGUUUGCAGGCACCUACUUUGCAGGAGGAAAUUUUGAAGGUAAAGAAUCAGAAGGGCCUUUUAAAGGAUAUGAAUACUAUUCAGCAGUCAGCUGACUUGAAGAACUUGUUAACCCUUAUUGAAAAGACCUAUGAGAAGGUGGAUUUGCUUUGAGAAGCCAAAAUGUGUGGAGUCUCCAUGCUGUGUUCCUAAUGGCCUUCCUUUUGUGACUGCUGAAUUUCUGUUAAAACAUUUUCUAUUAACAUUGGUAUAUAAAUGUGUAGAUACAUUUUGGAACUCAAGUGAUUUAAGUCAUCUGUCAAGCUUUUAUGAUUUUUUUUUUGACCUGUGAUGACUUCUAAUGAUGACAUAUCCAGUCUUAGAAGAGAGGGAAAUGGUCCUGGAUUAUUUGGGUAUUUUUACAGAAUAAGGGAACUAUUCCAUUCUAUUUGCACUUCUUUAUCUGUAAAUCACUGAAGACCAUGUCUUCUACAAAAGUAGUUUUUAUUUGGGAGUUUAAACCUGAAACAGGUAAUAAAAAUAAGCUUAUCUAAUAUUCAGUUGUAAAUCCCCUGUUCAACUUUCUUACUAUUUUUUACCAAAAACCCUUGAUUGAAGAAAAUUGAAUAGUUUUUAUAGCAUGUAAAAAUAGCCUUUACAUUUUCAUUACUUAAUACAAAAACCAAAAUCAAACAACAUAAAGUGCUUUCUCAAGUUAAAUUACCUGCUGAAAGAUAGCAGUGCUCUUUACACUGACUUGCUUCAUAAACUCUUUGCUGUUUACAAGCUGCUGCUACCCUUAAUGAGACAAAAGCUAAUUAUCUCUCUUCUAUGACGGUUUGAAAGUCUCUCUGGAGUUAGAAUAAUGGAAUAUAUCAAGUUGGAACGAACCUGUAACCUGAUUUCAGCUCUCUACUCCUCAUAGGAUUACCUAACCCAUGUAGGAUCAGGAAAACCAGGCUAAAUACUUGCUUUAUACUGAAUCACAGGAAAAGGAAUAUAAUUAUUUAGAAGUAUUUCUCAAAUUUGUUAUCACUUGGCAAGGGAAGCAGUUAGUGGUAUUACCAAUAUCAGAAAAUAAUUUAAUCCAGAGCAUGGGUUAAAGAUUUUACUGCAUACCAUAAAGAGGUUAAGUAAAAAUAUACUCCUUUCCUUUCAUUAAGGGUGAUUUACUGUGUGGGUUUUGAACUUCCUGAACCACAUAGAGACCUUUGCCUUUUUGAAAGUUUUUUUAUUUUGAAAAGAACUUGUGGAGAAGGGCAGUGAGUAGGAGUCAGAUUCAGCUUAUACACAAGGAAAUUGAAAUAGUAACUGAAGAAUGAGCUUCUGCAUUACAGUGCUGGAUAGAUACAGAGGCAAGUCAUAAUUACUUUAAUUUUUUUCCGUGGGUGAUUUAUGAUAGGUUGGCUGUGGAUGUUGUUACUUUGGGGUUGUCAUGCACACACAAACAGGGUAACAUGAACCACAGAACAUAAAUCCAGUCAUUUAGGAGGUGGUCUUAUCUCGACGGUCUAUACUCUUGGACAGAGUUGCAGAAUGAUCAGAUUGUUGGUUUUGAUGGGAUUUGAGGCCUCUUUCAGUAGGUUCACUAUUGAUAUGUGUGUGCAGCUGUGACCACAGCUCUGUGAUUUGACAAGGGAGCACCUGAAAUUUCAGUUUCACAAACCUUGGCUUUAAGUAGGUAAGGUAAUUUCCUCUGUGUGUAUGCUUUAUGUACUGAGUUUAUCUAUUUAAGGAAUACUCAGGGAAAAUCUUGAAGAACUGCUGGAUUCAGAUCAACUUGGCUUGAGUUUUUUUCCUUAGAAGUGAUCUACAGCAAGUACAGAACUGAUCUCUUUGCAUGUGGAAAUGGAGUAGGGAGAAGAGUCAAGGGAAGAAGCUGCACUGGGGAACAUCAGGAUAUCCAGCCCAGCUUCAAACCCAGCUGACAGCCAAGGUCAAACAGGCCUUCUGUUCUGACAGCCUGAAACUCUGAACAUCCCACAUUUGUUGUCUCCUUGUACAACCUAAGCAGAGCUUCAUAGCCCCUAUAUCUUUUGGGAAAAACCUGGACUAGGGAGUGUUUUUUUGGGAUAUGUUUUCAACAAACAGAGAACAUGGCAGCAAGAAUAGGAAAGCUGAAGGACCUGUAUUAUGUAGCCAAGAUUAGGUGAUCUGAGAUUAAUCCAUAAGCCAUCCAUUACUUCACACUUCUGGUCCAUUUCUUCCCUCUCCCAAAAAAUAAAAGAACACUAGUUUAGAAGUACUGGAAACCCUCAUUGAAAUAUGGAUUGUUUUGGUCAAAGAAUAAGACAGAUGUCAUGGAAAAAUGGUUUCAGCAGUUUAGAAACACAUUGAAUGUCAAUUAGAGCUCUAGGAACGUGCUACAGCACACAUUUUGUAGGGUUUGGGGAUGACAUUAAAUGAAAUGGCAGGGCUGAGGUCCAGGUCUGAGCUGGAAACUCCAGGUGGAGGGUGGAAGUUGAACCUCUGCAGGAGACUGGUGAAGAAGAGGAAGAGCUCCAUUUUGGCAAGAGUUUCCCCAGCACAGAUCCUCCGCCCUAGAACAAAAGGCAAAAGGACAAGAAAAUCAGUGAGAGCUGCUUCUUCAGUAUUGGAAGAAAAAAAAACCCCUUUUAUCAGCUCUUGACCUGAAAAUGGUUAAUGGGAAUCCAGAACAUUUGAAUGUUAUAUCCUAGAUAUGAAUAAAGAACACAGUAGAUUUUGAAACUCUUGGGUACAAGUUAACAGAGAGAGAGGAGUUUUGAUCUUUAAAGGUAUCAUACCAAAGCCAGCUAGUGAUGGUUUUUUAUUUUCCAUUGUCUAAAUGCUUGCAUUCAGAGAAAAAUGUAUGGAAAUGUACUCUGAAUUCCUCAACUCCAGUUUUCAAUAAAAUCUGAAUUUUUGCUUCAUA
Lonchura striata (white-rumped munia) is the source of this 3762-nucleotide messenger RNA. The record is from RefSeq and is a predicted model, not a curated record. NCBI's taxonomy places the organism in Eukaryota, Metazoa, Chordata, Aves, Passeriformes, Estrildidae.